AUGGCUGAACCAAUUGGGCUAGCCUCUGGAAUCCUUACUCUGGCGACGUUCGCAUUUCAAAGCAGCGUCUCACUUUAUGAGACAGUGAACAGCUUCCGUUCGCAUCCAAAGCGGGUGCGCGACCUUCUCUGCGAACUGGAAGCCUUAAGUGCCGUCCUGGCUCCCCUUAUCGACCUGAUGAAAUCGAACUCUGACGCUGACCUCUCGGUCCUGGAGCUGCCGCUAUUGCGAUGCGGCAAUGUCUGCAAAGAGUUCCAGCAGGAGGUACUCCGAUGCAUGUCGCGAUCGGACGGUAACCGGACAAGCUUCCGUGACUGGGCAAGGUUGAGGUAUAUGGGUGAUGAUAUUGACGAUUUCCGCGACUUGCUGGCAGGAUAUAAGGCCACGAUCAAUAUUGCCUUGACCGAUGCAACUCUGCGCCAAUCUGCGGUCGCUGUUGAAAGCAUUAGGGACUACGAGGGUCUCAUCCAAGAUGCGAAGGAGGACCUGGGAGCUCGACUCGAAAGUAUCGAUAGAAAGUUGGAACAACUGGCUGAGAAGGGGGUAGCGCACUCCAGUUCAGAUGCGGCCGAGCUGGACUCGCUCAGACAGGAGCGCCUGAGUACAGAGAAGUGCCUUCAGAUCUGCGCCCAGUUGUCGAGCCAUAUCGAUCAGCUUCAGCUGAUGUCCGACGAGGCGGGUCCAUCUCGGGGAUCAGUGUGA
Molecule: messenger RNA, 702 nt
Organism: Aspergillus lentulus
Lineage: Eukaryota; Fungi; Ascomycota; Eurotiomycetes; Eurotiales; Aspergillaceae
Source: RefSeq, a predicted model, not a curated record